This is a messenger RNA of Drosophila innubila, 4543 nucleotides long. RefSeq lists its product as uncharacterized. Lineage: Eukaryota; Metazoa; Arthropoda; Insecta; Diptera; Drosophilidae. The record is from RefSeq and is a predicted model, not a curated record. Bases 208 to 4194 code for a protein of 1328 amino acids. The transcript has 3 exons.
UGCGACUCUGCGACGCCGCAAACAAAAUGGCUCUGAUUUUUGCAGACUAAAAAAGUUUCGUUUGAAUUUUCGCAAUUGAAAAUCUAUGAAAUCCAAGUGGACUGAAACAAUAGUAAUGUAAUUUUCAAGUGCCAUGUGCGAGAGUGUAGCCAAGAUGAUGAUGGUUCUAAGAUUUGUCAAGUGAAACGAUGCGAAACCUCCCCAAAAAUGGAAGGUAUGGACUUGUGGACGUCCAUGUUUUCGACAGACUUCGAGGAGGAGGAGGGAGGGGACGGCGAGGGAGAUAAUUAUAAUCAUGGCAACAACAUGCACGCAGACGAGUUUAUGUGCGAAGAGAUGGAGGAGGCGGAGGAGGCUGAAAUAGACGAGAUUGAUGAUGAUGAUGUUGAUCAUCAUGAUGGGGAACGGGGACAUAGAAAGCAAAAGGGACAUGAACCUGAUGACGAUGCCAUAUUUGAUUUUGAACUGGAGCCUAUUAUUAGUAUUGCUGAGCCAGGACCAGAGUCUGGGCGAAGGGAAAAUGCCGCAUUGGCGCCACCAAUACCAUCCGGUCCACCUGUAAGGGCUUCGCAUCGUCAGUCGCUGCCAGCAUCAUUUGGGUCAUCCAUAAUGCCAAGAGGAUCGGGUGCUGGGGCAGCUGCAACGCGUCCAACAACAUCACAAAUCAAUGCAACCGAUGAAAACGGAGUUCCAAUUAAUUAUGAAUUGGGUGUCAUUUACAUUUGUCCUGCUUGCGGAACCGAAUAUCGACAGCAGGAUAUGUGGAAGCGUCACAUGAACCAAAUGCACCAGUAUAAUACACGGAGAGGCCUCAAUUUUGUGGCCAUCGAUAAGCUGUAUCAUCGGUGCCUGGAGUGCAACAAGCGGAUUGCCAUGCACAGUCGGGAAAAUCUGCUGAAGCAUAAGUUUACCCAUUUGCCAUAUCGGUGCACCAAGUGCUAUAUAUGUAAGCGAGAGUACAAAUACAGGCAGGACCUGAUGGUGCAUCUGCGUAUGGUGCACUGUGAUGAGGUCGUGGCCAUGAUGCGGGAAAGCGACGGCACCGCAGGACGAAAGACACGCGUCCGUGAACCGCGCACCGAUCCACAUUUACCACUUCCAACUGCCCCACUCCAUGACGAUGACGAUGGAGAUGGCGAUGGCCUGGAAGUGAGGAAUGAACAUUUAGAUUCGGACGGUGCCGGAGUCGUUGAGCCCAGCGUCAGUUUGGAUGACGACCUGAGUCGCAGCUCGUUAGCCAAGCGGAAGCGGAGUAAUCCAGUUGCAGGCAACGGGAAUGGGAAUGGCAGCAGUGCCGCAGACAUGUGCGAGGAUUACAUACACUACAUGUGCCCGGAAUGCAGCACCGACUGCGAAACUCAUGCACAGUGGAGUCAACACAUUGAGUUCGUGCACGAUUAUGUCAGUCGGCGAGGACUCAACUUUCGUUGCGUGGAUAUGCAGAUGCAGUGUCUGGAGUGCAAACAGUUUGUUAUACCGAACACGAUCAAGACAUUGCGGGCUCACAAAUUUAGUCAUUUGCCGCAGCCGGAAUGGAUGCGCUGCAAGUUGUGCUACAAGGGCUAUACGGAGCAUCAUGAACUGAUAACGCAUUUGUUGAAGCAUCACCAUCUGGAGACUUUAAUGCCUGACGUUGAGGAGACGGAGGAGCCGAUGCCCAAUGCCAAUGCCGGAGAUGAUGGCGAGGAUGACUCUGUCAAUGAUAAUGGCAAUGGAUGCGAUGAUGAACUGGCGCAUUGGGACGAAGCACCACGUCGAGGCGGUCGCAUAAGUAGCGAUGAUAUGUACGAACCUCACAUUGACUAUCUGUGUCCACAGUGCGGCAGGGAAUUCAUCGAGAAAAAACACUGGCGCACUCAUGUCGUUCAAGUUCAUGGAAUGAACGAUUUGGCCAAGUUAAACUUUGAAGUGAUCAACGAUAGGCAAUUGAAAUGCACCGAAUGCGACAAGAUCAUCACGAAUGCAUACGGCAUACAGAAUGCCCAACAACAUCGGAUUACGCAUCUGCCGUACAAGGCAUACGCACGCUGUCGCAAGUGCCAUAAAUCGUAUACGGAUCGCAAGGGUUUGGUCAAGCACUUGGCCACAUAUCAUCGUGUUGGAUACGAGCCGCGUAGAGUGGCUGGAGGUGCUGGAAUGAGUACGGGCAGCGGCUUGGGCAUUUCUGCAAGUGGCCCGGCAUCAUCCAAGUCGCAGACGCCGCGUAAACAAAUUGUCACGGUGGCAAAUGAAACAUACGAGAUUAUAUAUUUGGACGAGGAGCAAUCAUCGCCCAGUAGCAAUAACAUUAACGAGGAGAACGAUUUUGGCGAACAAAUGCAAGGAGAUGAUGAUGAAUAUGUCACCAGUUUAAGCAGUCGUCAGUUGCCGCCAGCUGUUACUCCCAAUCCGAAUCCCACUUCCAAUCUCAAUCGCUACAAGUGCGUUGACUGCGGCUCCUUGUUUCCCACACAGGUGGCACUCAAAACGCACAUUAGCGAGGAGCACGAUUUUAUGGAUACACAAUAUAGUGCCAAGAAGUUUGACAACUCCGAACCGACUGAUGAAGUUGCUUCCGUUUCCACAUCUGCAUCCGCUUCGGCUUCUACUCAAGUGCCUGUGGCAGCAUCGAUUGCCACAGCAAAGACAUCAACACCCUCAAGUAGCAGUAAGAAAAUAGCACAAAUCAAUAGCUCAGGUGCAUCGACAAUAGAGCAAAAUUAUAUAUUCCUGUGUCCAUCGUGCGGAAAGGCGUACAAGACACAGUUUGAGUGGCGUCGUCACAUCAAUGAUGCCCACAAUUUCGACAAGCGUCAAUAUUUGAAUAUGCGCCAGUUGGAUAAGUAUCGUUAUCAGUGUACUCAGUGCAGGGAUAUUGUGAGCAGUUCAAAAUUAAAGGGUCUCCAGGAUCAUCACUUUCGCCAUCUUCCCUAUCGACUGUAUUUGAAGUGUCUCGUCUGUGGCACCUGUUACAAUCACAAGCCCAACAUUGCGGCUCAUCUGCGUACACGUCAUAAUAUCUACGAACGGGAUACGCCGUGGCGUGAGCUGCAGCCUAAACCACAGUACAACUAUGUGAUUAUGAAAGACAAGGAUAAGGAUGCGGAAUCUCGCGGUAUUUCACCGUCAUCAUCAUCGCCGACACCUGGCAGUAGUAGCAUUAAUUUGGGACGCUCGCUUAAAGCACAGCCUGGUGGUCUGCCGACUCGACCGGCUGGACUGAAUACGUUAGAGGAUAGCAUUUCAUAUCAUAAUGCUGUGGAUAUGGACUUUAUCACGUACUACUGUCCCAAGUGCAACAAGAACUUUGAUUCGCAUGCCUUCUGGCGCAAACACAUCGUGGAACAGCACAAUUUCAACAGUCGUCAGGGUCUGAACUUUCGUCAGAUCGAUAUGCAUCACUAUUUGUGCCUCGAGUGCUACAAGCGGGUGACUGUCACCCAUACAAAGGGGGCCAUCGGGCAGCUGCAGUCGCACAAGUUCCGACACUUGCCCUAUCGCUCUUUCAAAUGCUUGACCUGCAAUGGAGAAUUUGUGCGCAAGCAAAUGUUCUUCAAACACUUGAAUCGAGAAACAAAUCGCUGUGACAACAAACCACUCAGUGACCAUGACAACGACAAUGAUGGCGCAGAGCAGCAUGAGACAAUUGUCGGAGAAAAUGCUAUUGAUGCUGCUGCUUCAGCUGUAGUGGAAGUCGAUCCCGCUGCAUAUCAGCUAUGGUGUCCCCAAUGUGGCGACAAGUUUAUCACCAGCAGUAAAGCGCUCUGGCGUGAACACAUCAUCGCGAAUCAUGGCCUCGGCAAGCGAGAGAUGCUCCAUAUGCGAAAAGUGGUUGAUGAUCUGUACCACUGCACGGACUGUGACGAGCAGUUGCAAACAAAGCAUCUAAGGGUGCUGCAGGAACAUCGCUUUAAACACCUGCCCUAUGCCGCCUAUAUACGCUGCCAGCUAUGCGAGAAUCAGCAGGAUGAACUGGGUCAUGGGGCUGUUGCAGCUGGUCUGCACAGUAUGCAAGAGUUGCAGCAACACAUACGCGACAAGCAUCCCGACGUAUCCGAGAAUGAUGAGCAAAUGCUGUCGCUACUAGAUGAUGAGGACAUCCAGCUGGCAAACAAUGAGUCGACUGGCAAUGGCCGAUAUAUGCCGCUUCCGCCGCAUUUGCUGGAUGACGAUGCUGAUGACAUGGAUUUUGAGGCACAGUAUCUGCUAGGUUAGACAUAGUGUUGAAAACCGCUUGCUUAGCGCUCCUAAUAGGAGUCAACUCUCAUCCAUGAACUUAAGUAUUUAUAAAUAUUUAAUGAUAUUAUUUUACACUCAUGUAAAUCUCACAUAUACGAGUAGAUAUUAGAUAACUGACUAUUUAUUAUUAAAUUUUGGGUCGACUACCUGUUCCCAUGCCCCGAUCAUUAAAUAUAUAACUACCUUUAACUAUAGAGAACUUAAGCUAUUUGAAAUGUAACUAAUAUGCUAUUUAAAUUUAAGCUGCUGUUUAUUUCUUUAUUCAUUUAUUGAGAUUAUAUAUAAUAAGGUUGAUCCCGGAAAUAAAAACUAUGAUAUAGUUAAA